Paramecium primaurelia is the source of this 1329-nucleotide messenger RNA. The record is from the annotation of a GenBank genome assembly. NCBI's taxonomy places the organism in Eukaryota, Ciliophora, Oligohymenophorea, Peniculida, Parameciidae.
AUGGAUUAAUCUUCAUCAAUUUUGAGUAUUAAGAGGGAAAAGUUUAGAACUGUGAUUAGAAAAGAGUUUAUUGAAUAAUAACUCAAAAAAAAGAGAAUAAUUAUACCUGAAUAAGAAGAUCACGAUUUGAAUGAUAAACUCAAAAUUAUUAAAAAGUAAAUGAUUGCCAUUCAUGAAAAUAUUGAAAAUGAUUUUCAAAAAGCUAUGAAUAAAUAUUAUGAUUAUUUAGUAGACUAAGAUCUCAUGAAUGAAUUAUUACUCUAAUUUGAAUUGAAUUGUCAAUAAAAUUAUAGAAUAACUAUUUAUUGGAUUCUUUGCAAUCUUACUUUAGGAGAUAAAAUUGGAGCUAAAUUUCUAUUUGAUACAAAUUUUGAUUUUUUAAAAAUACUUUACACAGAUAUUAAAAAUCCUGUAUACAAUGAAUUUGUUCUUGAAAUCAUAUAAAAUUUGUUAGCAGAUUAUGAUAUUGAUGUUUUUGAAUUUCUGAUGAGAGAUGAUGAUCUACUACAUAUUCUUAAUAAAAAUGCCAAUAUAAUUACAGAAGAAACAUAUAAAAAAUUAUUAGUACAUAUUUGUGUUAAAAUUGUUGAAUUUAAAUCACUAUUGAGCGAUUAUUUAGUUGAGACAUUAUGUUAAUUAAUGCCUUAAUAUAUAGCAUUUCAAUGCACUUAUAUUCUAACUUCAAGAAUGGAAUUUAGUAAUCAUCAUUUGGUAAUUCAUGCUGUUAGAUAUUUAUUAAACAAUGAUGACAAUCUCACUUUUAUAAUUUUAAGGAUUUUAUAAGAAAUAAAGGAAUCUUAUUUACUCUAUUAAAUAUUUUAACAAAAUGAAAUACAUAGUUUUAUCUGUAAUUUAUUUUUGACAACAAACAAUUCAAAUUGUAUUAAAGCUCUUCUAACAUUAUUUUUUAAUAUUGUCGAGUUAGAGGAUAUAUAAUUUUAUAUUUGUUAGAAGGAAGUUUUAAAUUUAAUAAUAGAAAUGUCAUUAAAUAUAGACUAUGCUGAAAAAUCAUUAAAUGUAUUAGAAUGUCUAAUGCAAGAUGAUCAUUUUUUACAUGAUUAUCCAUAAAUUUUAGAUGAAAAUUACUAUUGUUCUUAAUUACUUAAUUUGAAUAUUGACGAUCCUAUUACUUCAAUUGCUAUUUUAAAUUACAUUAAAAGAGUCCUAGAAUUUGGAGAUACAAUAAAUGAUGACAGAUAUUAAAAUAUAUUUUCUAAAUAUAAAAAUAAGGUAAAAUAUAGAUUUUAUUAUCAGGUAGAAUUUUUGUUUUUAUCUUAAAAUGAAUGUCUAUCAAAUUUAGCAAAAUAAUUACUUUUAUGUUAUGAUUGA